This is a messenger RNA of Eruca vesicaria subsp. sativa (arugula), 809 nucleotides long. The record is from the annotation of a GenBank genome assembly. Lineage: Eukaryota; Viridiplantae; Streptophyta; Magnoliopsida; Brassicales; Brassicaceae.
CUGCAUUCUCUCUCAAUCUCUCUUUUUUCUUCUCAAAAAGCUUACAAAACAUGUCGGACGAAGAGCACCACUUCGAGUCCAGCGACGCCGGAGCUUCCAAGACCUACCCUCAGCAGGCUGGUAACAUCCGUAAAGGUGGCCACAUCGUCAUCAAGGGCCGUCCCUGCAAGGUUGUUGAGGUUUCGACUUCAAAAACAGGCAAGCACGGUCACGCAAAGUGUCACUUUGUUGCUAUUGAUAUCUUUACUGCUAAGAAGCUCGAGGAUAUUGUUCCUUCUUCCCACAAUUGUGAUGUUCCACAUGUGAACCGUAUUGAUUACCAGCUGAUUGAUAUCUCUGAGGAUGGAUUUGUUAGCCUUUUGACCGACAGUGGUGGCACUAAGGAUGACCUCAAGCUUCCCACCGAUGACAAUCUUAGCGCUCUGAUGAAGAGUGGAUUCGAGGAAGGAAAAGAUGUUGUGGUGUCUGUUAUGUCUUCCAUGGGAGAGGAGCAGAUCUGUGCCGUCAAGGAAGUUGGUGGUGGCAAGUAAUCAAAGUGUCAUUCUCUUUACACACGAGAGGAUAAUCUUAUUAUUACCCCUUUUGUUAUAAGAACAAAAACAUGUUUUUUUCUUCCUUUUUCUCUAAUUUAGACCAUUUCUGUGUGUUACUUGUUGGAAGACGACCAUUAUCUAUUAUUGGUUUUGGAUUGUUUAAAAGUUUCGUGUUUUAAACAGAGAAUUUUCCCUCUGAGAUUCUUAUUCCCUUAUUAUUAUCAUUAUCUUGUUAUGCUUAUCACAAAGGUUGGUAAGUUUAAGCAACUUUGUUAU